CUGCAUAUCAGGUCUUGAUCGUCUUGCCACAAAGCUAACCAAAGGUCUCUCUGACAGACCAGCUGAUUUCAGCAAUUUCCUGUACACAAGCAAACAUAUUAAUAGCUUAAAGGGCAGAACUAGUAUACCGUCCUAGAACGGCUCAAAGCAAAAGUCAAACUACAGCCAGUCAAAUAUGGAUAAUCCUUGUUACCAUGGAAGCAUUUCCAAAAAGGCAUGUGAAGAUUUACUUUCAAAAAAAGGGAAGGAUGGCUGCUAUCUUAUACGUGACAGUGAAACAAUUGCUGGAGCACUUUGUCUUUGUGUAUUCAUGCACAGAGUUGUAUAUACUUACCGUAUUCUCCAGAACCACUCUGGAUAUUAUACUUUGCAAACAUGUUCUGGUUUGGAGGAGAAAUUCUUUAAAAAUCUGAAAGAAAUGAUUUCUUAUUAUGAAAAACCCCACAGAGGUCUUGUCAUUCACCUGCGCUAUCCCAUAAAAAGAAAGAAAACAAAAUUAAUUAAACCUGAACCCGAGAAGGAGCCUGAAUAUGCAAACCAACUAGGAGCCUCCAUGCACGCUGAUCCCACAUAUGAAGAAAUCACAGAUGAUGAUUAUGUAGAUGUUUUACCCUAAAAAUUGAGCAGAAUUUUUCUACUCCGAAGACUUCUUAUUAGAAUACAUUGUGUGUACCUCAAGAAUGUUCUCCAGAUGGCAAACAGUGUGUGUUUACAUGCAGACAUAUCCUACAAUGACAUUUGUAAAUAGUUGUUGUUUUUAUGAUUUGAAGAAACGUUCAAGACGGGCACACUGCAUAAUAAAAAAAUGAUGGCCUAAGACAAAUUGCCUGGGAGUUAAGGAUGAAGGAGCACAAAAGACAAGUCAAGAUCUUCACUGCUUGGAAAAAGAAAGCAUUUUCAUAAUGGGAGGAUAAAUGUAUUCUAAUGAAUGCUGUACAGAAGAUUCAGAGAAAAGAGAGGAAAGAAACACGAGGAUAUUUCCUGUGUUCAUGUGGCAGUUGUUAAGGCAGAAAAUAAUUAAGAAUCACCUUAGCUAUACAAUGAAGGUAAAUAUUUAUUCUAUACAUUGGAGUUUAUAGUAAAUUCCAUCACCAUGAAUAAUAGUAUUGCAAAACAAAAGAAAAUGAAAGAACUGCAAAGACCCAUGAGGUAAAGAGGAGUGUACUGCAGUGAAUGCUCUCAAGGAGGUUUUUAAAAGAGCACAGUGAAACAAGGACAUCACUUGGAUUUGAAUACAGUUUUUGUAAAAGCAAUAAUUAAGAAUCAUAUUUUCUACACUUGGGGGAAUUGCUAUUUUUAUAUUGCACCCUUCAUAGUGAGCACCAUUACCAUGGACAGUGAUGUUACAGACAAAGAAAAAAUGUGCAAUAUAAGAAUCGUUCAGAUAUUUAAGGAAACAGAUUUAAGCUAUUGAAACAACAAUCUUUAUAAUUUGAAACUUACUGGUAUACUGAAUGGGCGGCACGGUGGCGCAGUGGUAGCGCUGCUGCCUCGCAGUUAGGAGACCAGGGUUCACUUCCCAGGUCCACCCUGCGUGGAGUUUGCAUGUUCUCCCUGUGUCUGCGUGGGUUUCCUCCGGGCGCUCCAGUUUCCUCACACAGUCCAAAGACAUGCAGGUUAGGUGGACUGGCGAUUCUAAAUUGGCCUUGGUGUGUUUGUGUGUGUCCUGCGGUGGGUUGGCACCCUGCCCGGGAUUGUUUCCUGCCUUGUGCCCUGUGUUGGCUGGGAUUGGCUCCAGCAGACCCCUGUGUUCAGAUUCAGCGGGUUAGAAAAUGGAUGGAUGGAUGGUAUACUCAAAUAUUGUUUUUUUUUUAUACAACUUAAAAAGUUUUUAAAAUCAGUCACCCACUAUGGGUGGGUGGGAUAGCCAAAAAUAUAUCUAAUGGUAAAACACAAAUUGAUACUUUUCAGACUGAAACAUAUUUACCAAAUAUUGUACUAAUUACACACACUGGCUACGUAAACAGAUUCAAUAGCAGGUAUUCACCUCUCUCAAAUCGAUUAAAGUACAGGAUUAUCUCACUCGUCACCCACUCAGACUGCCGCCUCUGCCUAGCAAACAGCACAAGACACAGUUCCUUCCAGCCCUCCCUUUGUUUUCGCAUUGACCCACCAAUCAGGUUGAAGUGCACAGUGCUAUGUGCAAUAGAUAGAUAGAUAGAUACUUUAUUAAUCCCAAGGGGAAAUUCACGUACUCCACCAGCAACAUACAGAUAAAAAACAAUAUGAAAUUAAAGAGUAAUAACAAUGCAGGUAAAACAGACAAUAACUUUGCAUAAUGUUAACGUUUACUCCCCCGGGUGGAAUUGAAGAGUCGCAUAGUGUGGGGGAGGAACGAUCUCCUCAGUCUGUCAGUGGAGCAGAACAGUGACAGCAGUCUGCUGCUGAAGCUGCUCCUCUGUCUGGAGAUGAUACUGUUCAGUGGAUGCAGUGGAUUCUCCAUUAUUAACAGGAGCCUGCUCAGCGCCCGUCACUCUGCCACAGAUGUCAAACUGUCCAGCUCCAUGCCUACAAUAGAGCCUGCCUUCCUCACCAGUUUGUCCAGGCGUGAGGCGUCUUUCUUCUUAAUGCUGCCUCCCCUGCACACCACCACGUAGAAGAGGGCGCUCGCCACAACCGUCUGAUAGAACAUCUGCAGCAUCUUAUUGCAGAUGUUGAAGGACGCCAGCCUUCUAAGGAAGUAUAGUCGGCUCUGUCCUUUCUUACACAGAGCAUCAGUAUUGGCAGUCCAGUCCAACUUAUCAUCCAGCUGCACUCCCAGGUAUUUAUAGGUCUGCACCCUCUGCACAAAGUCACCUCUGAUGAUCAUGGGGUCUAUGAGGGGCCUGGUCCUCCUAAAAUCCACCACCAGCUCCUUGGUUUUGCUGGUGUUCAGGUGUAGGUGGUUUGAGUCGCACCAUUUAACAAAGUCCUUGAUUAGGUUCCUAUAUUCCUCCUCCUGCCCACUCCUGAUGCAGCCCACGAUAGCAGUGUCGUCAGUGAACUUUUUACGUGGCAGGACUCCGAGUUGUAUUGGAAGUCCAUUGUAUAUAGGCUGAACAGGACCGGAGAAAGUACAGUCCCCUGUGGCGCUCCUGUGUUGCUGACCACAAUGUCAGACCUACAGUUCCCGAGACGCACAUACUGAGGUCUUUCUGUAAGAUAUUCCAUGAGCCAUGCCACCACAUAUGAAUCUACUCCCAUCUCUGUCAGCUUGUCCCUAAGGAGCAGAGGUUGGAUGGUGUUGAAGGCGCUAGAGAAGUCCAGAAACAUAAUUCUUACUGCACCACUGCCUCUGUCCAAGUGGGAGAGGGAUCGUUGUAGCAUAUACAGUAGAUGAUGGCAUCCUCCGCUCCCACCUUAAUACUGUUAACCAGGUCAAUUCACUUAUUAAACAAACAACAAGUCCAUACACAGACAGAAAAUCACAUUUCCUGUGUACUUUACAAUGCAUAUUUUUUAUUUUAUGGUUUAAUGGUAAACUUAUGAACACAUUUAUUCUUAGCACACAGGUAGAACUUUAAAAAAUCAGUACCAGAAGAAUUCCGUCUGGUAUAUCGGAUUCAUCAGCAUGUUGUCCAACGCUAGUGAAUAUCAUCAGCCAGGGCUGCAGUUUAGUUAUUUACUGAUGUGUUGCGCCGUUUUGCCUCUCUAGCCAGGAAGCUACCAGUGGGAGAAUGAAAAGGGGCCAUUGGCACUGGCUAAACUGUACAAGACUGUUGUCCAGUAACAGCACACUCCACCACUGAAAUACGAGGAAAGACAAGAAGUACACAUGGUGCCAACCACAGGCCUUAAAAGUGACCUUUCCAAAAGCAUCCUUUCCCUGGGGCUGCUUCUGUUGUAUCGUGGGAAAUAGUAUCUGUUGUCUCUGUCGGGUCACACAGGAAAGAGGGCAGGCCUGCUGCUCCAGGGUGUUUAGGUUUCAUGUAGAUGACGAGUGUGUGUACACCACACCUUAGCCACUAACCUCACACUAAUUUAACUAAACUCUUCAAAUGGGCUUUGUGUAUCAUGUAUGUGUGUGUAAAAAGAGAUAUCACAACCUUAAACUAUAUCCUCAAAGUAAAAACAAUUCAAAUGCUGCAGGGACAGUCUGGCUGUGACACAACCUACCCAGCCAAGACUGUAAGGCCAGAACUCAACUGGACAUUAUUUUUUCAAACUUUUUAAGAAAUACAAGUCAUGCAAAUGAAAUUUAAAAAAAUAAAAGUGAACGUUGGUAAAAUACAGUUUUUUUAUAUUCCAUGUUAUUCCAUUGUUGUAACAAUUUAAGCUAAAUUAAUCCCAUAACUGUCUUUAAGAACGAUGGUAGCUGUUGGCCUUUUCUGUAAAAAGAAUGAAAUCUGAACUGCGUUAGAAUGCACAGACUCAAAGACUUGGCUUCAGCUCCUGCCUUGCAUGAUGCUUGCAUGUUCUCCACAUGUCACAUCCAACACACUUUCACAUAAAGUCAAUUGACAGCUCUAAAUUGGCUCAGUAAGGGUACUGAGUGCUGGGAGGGACUGGUAUUCUGGUCCAGAUUUGGUCCCUGCCUUGUGCCAGGUAUUUCUGGGAUAGUUUUCCAUUUUACUAUGAACCAGUAAUGAGGACAGGGUUGCAGAAUUUUUAAAAUGGAUCAAUGAGGUGUGUGUAUAGAUUGCAAACAGUACUAAAAAGAAAUAGAAUCAGAAGAAGCAAAAGCAAUAUUAAGAAGUUAAACAGAAAUGUGGAGCAUGCGUAUAGCUAUAGGACUUACUUUGAGAAGUGAAUAGUAGAAGUACUAAUACAUUAAAGAGUAUUUUUUUAAAUGUCAGUAUCUUGUAUAGAUGUCUAUUGUAUAAUUGUUGUUCAUAUUUAUUUAAAAAUUGUAUGUAUUGGACACAUUUUAAAUUAAUUUACUAUUAAUAAAGAAUAUAUGAC
This is a messenger RNA of Erpetoichthys calabaricus (reedfish), 4881 nucleotides long. RefSeq lists its product as uncharacterized. The record is from RefSeq and is a predicted model, not a curated record. The transcript is spliced from 6 exons. The coding region runs from base 176 to 616 and encodes 146 amino acids. Lineage: Eukaryota; Metazoa; Chordata; Cladistia; Polypteriformes; Polypteridae.